Messenger RNA from Drosophila biarmipes, 3568 nucleotides. RefSeq lists its product as uncharacterized. The record is from RefSeq and is a predicted model, not a curated record. The transcript is spliced from 2 exons. Bases 112 to 3177 code for a protein of 1021 amino acids. NCBI's taxonomy places the organism in Eukaryota, Metazoa, Arthropoda, Insecta, Diptera, Drosophilidae.
UGCACACUGGCAACUCCACAGCCAUUUUGCAUUUUAGAUUUGUGUUUUUUGUAAUUUUUAAGUUUUUCACCGCAUUUAACCACUUACUUAGAGUGCUGGGACCCGGUAGCCAUGUCGCGCGCACUGAUGAGCGAGGAAGGGAUCGAGGCGCAUGUCUUCGAGCGCUCCAAGUUCUGGUCGAGCGUGAUGAAGGAUUUAUCCAUCUUGCCCGAGGGCCGGGAACUGGAUGUGUCCCAGUUCGAUUCCUUGUUCGAGGCCGAGGUCGAGGUCGAUAACUGCAACCAGCAGGACGAGGAGGAGGAGGCCAAGGAGAACAGCGAUGCGGACGCCAAGCUGGAAGUGGGCCGCAUUAACGCCACCAGCGUGGCGGAGCUCACGAUGAUCCUGUGCGAGGACAGCAACGACAAGGCCGAUAUGGAGGAGAUUUUCAAUCAGACCGUGCCCGUCGUCGAGGAGCACAAGCGCAAGUGGCGGGAGGCGGGGCUGGAACGGAUUCUGGAAACCUUCGAUGAGGAGCAGAUCGAACAACAUGUGGGCCACUGGAUGCGGCGCCACAACAGCGUCUAUGUGAAUGCUGAGCCACCGAAAUACCAUCAACCGCACAGUAACUCCAUUUCGGACCAGAGCGACGAGUCGCUGCACUCCAUCGAUACGGCGCGCUAUAUCCAGCAGAGUCGCCGGCGGAUCGCCCACAUGACCACCAAGAGCCCCAACUUGACCACCAUUAAGAUGUACCGCAAGCACUCGCACAAACGCGACGAACUGAGGGCCAAGUAUGCCUACGAUGACGAGCAGGAGCAUCGCCACCACAUGCAGGCAUUGCUGCAUCGCCGGCGCGAGAAGGAACGCAAGCUGGCCUAUCUGGCUUCCACCCCUAUGCACUGCACAUACUCAAGUGGCCAUCAUGUGAGACGCAAGCACCUGCGCAAGCGGCGCAACAACUCCUGGGUCUUUGAAUCGUCGUCCGACAGUGAGGAUGAUCCAUCAUUCGGAGGCUGCGGCUGCCACACCUGCCGCAGACAUCAGACCCUGUCCAGGACUGCCUACCAGUACUGUCCGUAUGGCAGGGACCAACGCGAGUACCGCCAUCGCCAGGCAGCAUCGCGAACCAUUCGAACAAUGCGCCGCCAUCACACCUUCGACAUGGAGAUGGACCUGCGACCAAGGCUGCCGGAGAACGAGUGCAGCUGUUGCAACAGCGACCGCCUCUGCUCCGAUUUCGUCCACAUAGCCAACAGCUCCACCGAGGAGUGGGUGGUGGAGAACCGCAGCAGUCCCUUGCUUGUGGGGAAGACGAGCAAAACCAGGAAGAACAAGAAGGUGGUGGCGGUUAGUCCGCCAUCCGUUCGGUCCAAGUGCCUUAAGCAGAGAAUACUGAAAACCAAGACGUCCUCUACUUCUAAGUUGCCUACAACUAAAGCUAACUACAUUUUUGAUAGUGACAUUUCCGAAGAAGAAGCCAGAAGACCAAGGAUAUGCCAUUCGGAGCGAGCGAAAGUGAAUCCAGUUGCACCUACUCUAUUAGCUCCCUCAUCAAGGAAGGCCGCAAAGAAGGCUGUUGCAAUGCACCCCAAGAGUUUGCCAGAAAUCAAGGAGGAAGAGCCUACUCCUUGCUGUUAUAAAAAAGUGGACAUUCCGGAAAGCGAAACUUCCGAUGAGAGUGAAGGAGAAGUAAAGAAACGAAAACGCAUAUUGAGUUUCUCCGAGGCAGUAGCCACAACACGUGAUAUCCCACACGAGUUAUUAACGGAGCCUAUCCUAAAAGUCCCAACACUUAAUGAAAAAAAAGUAAAGUCCCUUCCAAAACUACCAUCAGUUGAAAAGGGCAACCAGGCAUUGAUCAAACCGAAAAAAGGUCAUGUUAGUUCAGAAAACGAAGAAGUCAGAUCUAACAGUUUAAUCGAGGAAGCUGCACAAUUCACAGAAAAAAAAGCUGAUUCAAACACAGAACCAGUAGAAAAUGGAGCAAACAAAAACACAGUGGAGAUAUAUGCGUCUCCCUUGAUCACAGAAAAGGAAACCCCUUUAAAGAAAAAACCUAAAAGCCUUGUUAAAAGCGAUUCAACCGAAACAAUCGAUGAUGAAGUCGUGGAACGGAAACGCACUGUGAGUUCUGCCGUGGCCAAUACGAAAACUGCCAAACAGAAAACGAUCACUUCCUUGCCAAAAGAAUCUAUCAGUACCAAGACCCCGGAAGUGAUGUGUUGUGAUUUAAAGGAAGAACGACCAGUUAAAUUGAGGGGAAGGCCGAAACUGACUUCAAAAAGUAAAACUAAAAAGACGACUGCUUCGGCAGUCAAAAAGGCUAGGCCCAACUCGGCAAAAACGAAAUCGGCUACUGCUCAGGUUCAGAAAUUGCCGCAAAUCACUGAGGAGGCGCCCAACCUAUCUCCCGAUUCACAAACAGACAAAGAAGACGAAAAAGAAGAAAACAAUGAUAAGAAUGGCAUUCCACUGGAUUCAGAAGAGGAGCUGCAAAUGGCAUUGGCUUUGUCGAAAGCCACAUUCAAGAAGGAGCAACAGAAGCUCCGGAAAACAAAGAGACAGGCUUCAACCGAGCUAACGAACUCUCCUGCUGAAGAAUCGCUGGCGGUAUUUAACAAUCAAAGCGUGGCGUGUAACUCCACGGCUGUGGCCAACGACACGGCUUGCAAGCGUGUGCUGCCCAAGAGACGGGCGGUCAAAAGGGUGGCUGCCGUGAGCACCACAGAGGAGCAGACAAGUUCCCCAACGGGUACGACGGCGGAAGAGGCCAGCGCCACAGGUGGCGAUCCAGACUGCACGGUGGUGACGUCCACCACUUGCUGUGAACCGUCCGCAAGCGAGCCGAAACCAUCGCCCAUCAAGCUCACCAAGCGGGGCAUUCUGCUGCACAGCUCCUCGGAACCGGGAGCGGACAACUUUACGCUGACCGAGCAGGGACUCGGGAAGAUUAUUGGCGACCGUUGGGCCCGCAAGUACCUCAAAUACCACAUCGGCAGCCGUAGCUUCGACAGCCGUCACUCGGUUUACUAUCGGCCCACGCCUCAGUUGGCUGCUGCUCUGACUGCUCCGCAGGAUGCGCAGAGCCUCGCCAAUAUGUCGAGCUCCAGUGCCAGCGAUGAUGACAUCUUCGACCAAAUUAACCGCUACGGAACGGUGUACAGCGUGCUCGAGAAGAAGUCUGGGGACAAGUAAUGCUUAAGUUUAUGCUACAAUUUUUAUCCAUACGUUAGUUCAGUUUAUAUUCUACACAAUGGUUCACAAUGCGGUGUUAAACACGUACGUUUUUACAAGUAUUAGAAACGUCGUUGUAGUUUAUUUUUUAAGUUUUGAUUUAUUUCACGUAAAUUACAUGAUCGAUAGUGAUAAUAGAAAACAUAAUACGUCAUAAUCAUCAUAAAUUUUCGCUUAAGUAUUAAAUAAUUGUUUAAGAGAUUUAUUCGCAUUGCAAUAGUAAUUUUUGUGUGUCGCAGCUGUGUUUUAGUUCGUUUCCAUUAAGUUUAUCAAAAUUCAUAUCGGCUAUUGUUAAUUUUAUGUAUUCACAAGAAAACAAAUAAAAACGUAAGAUCAAUUUAAAGAGUGAAAA